GCGAAGCCGACGACGCUCUUAGCAACAAGCUAAGAAACCCCACAUCUAUGCGCGAGUGUAGCCGACGGGACAGAGCCGCAGAGACCCAAAACACUCAGACCGAGGACGAGGUUUGUUUCGAAUGUCGACAAGGGUUCGGGGGCAUUGUGAGUUAAAACUCCCCCACCCCCCGUUUUCUAAUAAAAGCAAGUUAGGCUCGCGCUAUCCGGAAGAGAGGACGCGCUAGCCUAAGCUUUAGCUGGCCGUUGGAUCGUGCGCUUCGGCUGGGAUGACUCUUGUGAUCAAACAAACAACCCGAUAUUCCAGAGGAGGAACGAGCGGAGAUCCACAUUGGUUUAGUCAUUGGGCUGAAAGUAAUUGUGCUUUAGGUAGAAAGUUUAUAUUUCUGCUUUGAUUCUCGGCGAAAGAAACGCUUUGGUUGCAACUUUGAGUUUGAGUCUUCAUCAUCGACGAGGAAGACAGGAACCCCGACCGUUCCUCACCAUUACUUUCUUUUGUCUAAACUUUGUUUGUUUCAUUUGCAGAAUAGAAGUUUAGCAAAAGCUUGCAAAGCAGGUGGUCAAACCGAUAAGCCCGACGAAACCAGCUUAAAGGGGAUCAUGCCUCAACCCUGCAACAUUGUGUUGUCAGUUUCUUUGGACAUUUAAAGCUUCUCGUCGGACAUGAGACUGUGUUGAUAUCCCACAAGAGUUUUGCGACGUUUCCCCAUCAAGCAUGCGUUAUUGUUUUGGAUGGAUCUAGUACAAAUAUUUUUUGGGAAAAGAAGAGUUUGAUGUUGACUGCGUGCAAACAUGAUGAUAUUGAGCAGAAAACCAGAUGGCCCCAUAACGGCAGCUCGCCACGGGGAUGGUCUCUAUGACUCCUACAUGCGAACCGAUCAUGUCUUGAAUCAGGAUGCUGACGUGAAGGGACAGAGUCCCUCCGGGCUGCCUCCCCUUCCCAAAUACACGGGGGUCAACAAGCCUACAGUGAAAGAUCUAGGGACCCGAGGAGGGCAAAUGAAGUUGAAGUACGUUUACGAAGACACAUACAACUCCAAAAUCAAUGGCACAUGCCAGGUGCCCACCAAGCCUCUAUCUGCGAUCACCAAAGAGAGAAGUGUGGAGAGCAACAUCUCUGUGAAAUCCUCAGAGAGCUCAACAAAAAUCCCAAAGCUGGCCACCCCGAUGACCCCGGAACAAGCCCUGAAGCAAUACAGGCAACAGUUGACUACACUGGAGCAGCAGGAGAUCCACACCUAUCCGGAGAUCUACUUCGUGGGACCAAACGCCAAAAAGAGGCAAGCCGUAGCAGGAGGCACCAACAACUGCGGAUAUGACGACGACCAGGGAGGUUACAUCCACGUACCUCAUGACCACCUCGCCUAUCGCUACGAGUUUCUCAAGGUGAUCGGCAAAGGUAGUUUCGGGCAGGUGGCGAAGGUUUACGACCACAAGUUACAGCAGCACCUCGCCCUUAAGAUGGUGCGCAAUGAGAAGCGCUUUCAUCGGCAAGCUGCCGAGGAGAUCCGAAUUCUGGAGCACCUGAAGAAGGAAGACAAGAAGGGCCACAUGAACCUUGUCCACAUGUUGGAAAACUUCACCUUCCGCAACCACAUAUGCAUGACCUUCGAGCUCCUCAGUAUGAACUUGUAUGAGCUCAUUAAACGCAACAAGUUCCAAGGGUUCAGUCUGCCGCUGGUACGCAAGUUUGCACACUCUAUCCUCCAAUGCCUUGAGGCUCUGCAUCUCAAUAAGAUCAUCCACUGUGACCUAAAACCAGAGAACAUUUUGCUCAAGCAACAAGGCAGGAGCGGCAUCAAGGUCAUUGACUUCGGCUCUAGCUGUUUUGAUCACCAGCGCAUCUAUACUUAUAUACAAUCCCGUUUUUACCGCGCACCCGAAGUCAUCUUGGGCUCCCGGUAUGGGAUGCCUAUAGACAUGUGGAGCUUCGGUUGCAUUCUGGCCGAGCUUCUUACCGGAUACCCUCUGUUUCCUGGGGAAGAUGAGGGCGACCAGCUAGCCUGCAUGAUGGAGUUACUGGGUAUGCCUCCUCAGAAACAGCUGGAACAAGCCAAGCGUGCCAAGAACUUCAUCAGCUCCAAAGGCUACCCUCGAUAUUGCAAUGUGAGCACACUCAGCAACGGCACAGUGGUGGUCAACGGGGGCCGCUCUCGGCGAGGAAAAAUGCGUGGUCCCCCGGGAGGCAAGGAGUGGGUGACGGCCCUCAAAGGCUGCGAUGACCCAACGUUCAUUGACUUUCUGAAGAAGUGUUUGGAUUGGGACACUACUACACGAAUGACGCCGGUUCAGGCUUUAAGACACCCAUGGCUCUACAAUAGAUUGCCAAAGCCUGUACCCAGUGGAGAAAAGUCAAUGGUGCCCAAACGCAUCACAGAGCACAGCACCUCUUUCCCUACCAUUAUCUCCAAGGUACCGCCUGUCACGGGCCCAACCAAUAACAAACUGCGGACCACCAUGAUGGGGGACUCCAGUGGAAGUAUACCCUUACGUACAGUGCUGCCGAAACUCGUUUCAUAGAGAUUCCUUAGCCUUCAGGGAUAUUUGUAGCAGUUUUAGACGUGGAUUUUCGUGGAGUGUCAAAACGGUUUUGACUUAAAAAAUUUAAUGAAGUGUAACAUACGAAAAAAAACAAUUUUAUACAACGUGUUAUACUGUGUUUUUAUCAGAUGGGUUUUGGUAAGUUGUUUGAAAUUUCAAGUUGUUAUCAGGGCUAUUUUUUAACGUGGUUUGGAAAAGAGUGCUUUGAAUGAGGUGGGUGAAAUUUGGAUGCUGACUGCUAAUAGUUCUUUCUGAAGUUUGCACUACUUCUGCUGAGAAACACUUAAAACUUGCAUCUCAAAGGGCUGUUUUCUGUCUCAUUCUUAUGAUGUUUGAAAAGCUUUGAGUGAGUUCUUCAAAUUUUACUUCUCGCUCUAAUAAUGAAUUAAAACACAGAGGAAUCAAUUUUAAAACAAGAGUUCAUAAUCCCAAAUAUGUUUCAUAGUUAAUACUGACGUUUCUCCUCACAGCACAGUUUAUUUAAGAAGCUGUUGCGUUGGAUGCGUUUCCCUAGAAUAAGAUUAAAGAAAGUAAGACACAUUUUUGAGCGGUAGAGUUUUGUGCAACACCGUGGAAAAGUUACCUGACACCUUUCAAGACUAUAAUCCUAUCCAGGUUCCAUUAGAGAACUAGGGUGCUGUGUUGCAGGAGAGUUUUUAUCUGUGCUAUUUUGAAAGAUGGCGGUCAGGUUUCACUUGAAGGCUUUAGGCGGUACCUCAUAUUUGCCUGUAUGGUGAACAACGUGUUUCCCAAAGCUGGUCGUGGGGGAAGGGAAUUGCACAUUGGUAAUAUUGUCAUUGACUGUGUGUUGUUUGCUCCGGGCAGUGACAGAUGCUGAACAAAUCGGUGCGAAACGUGUGUCAGAGUGAACUUCAUACACAUGUUCAGUGUGUUUACAGGGACUCCCUCUGUCUUUUAAACCUCAACCAUGAGCACAUUUGUAUUGUCUUGUUUAGCCUGCAGCAACUACAGUAAUCACUGUAUAUACAGAGUCGGGGAGGGUGAGGAAAAUCUACACAACCAAUGUGCAAACAAAAAGCCGUUCCCAUCCCCCAGAGAGUGAAACUGAUGUUUUGUGGUCUGGUGUAUCUCUGCAUAGUGGCCUCCUUUCUUUCGCUAUUACUCUUUCUCAGUCCUUUAGGUUUACACGAGAAUCCUAUUAUGUAUACAGUCGAGCACGCAGCACGUCGUUCACCCACCUCUUGUGCGAUCUGGUUUGCACUUUGAGUAUUUCUUAUUAAAGGGCCUCUGACAGACUGUAAAAAAGAUGUAUGCAUUUGGAAAGGGUUUUGGUCAUCUAAUGUAAGCAUGUUUAUUGACACUGCCUCACUUUUUCUAGCUGUGAAUUGAACACUGAAUGCUUUGAAACUAAUAGUUGGUAAGACACUAAUCUGCUAAAGGACUGUGAUAAUGCAAGGUGCUUAACCCAGUGGCCCCAACAGGUGUAUGCAAACUCUCCGUGUGCUACCUGGAACAAGGUUGGAAACAAGGAAAUGGUUCCCCUUCAUCGAAAACAACACAAUAUUGUUUUACUUACCUGCAAUACAGCUACAAUCAACUAGCUUCUUUCUCAGGUCUUAACCUCAUUGUGGGGUUUAAUGGACAUUGAUGUGAUUCCACACACCUAACCUAGGUUUCCGUGUUUUUAGCUUUAGAGACAUUGGUGCUCCAAAUUACAUCACGAUUUUCGCCUCUCCAUUAAAAUAAAAAUUCCGAUCAUAUUCAUUUUGGGGUUCACUCUUCAAGGUGUAGAAUGCAUCAGGCAAUAUUGCAGUUAUUGGAAAAUGGUUUUAAAAAUGUUGUUUGUCUACCUCCUUCCACUAAAGCUUGUGAAAAUCUUUUUUCUAUGUUCAUCUCUUGAGAGAUCACUACCGCACAAAUAACAGCGUCUCGCUUCAGUGUCCCUGCCUGUUUUCAUUAGCAUGAAUUUUUCACCAAAGCGCCCGCUCACGUGGCUUUCUCGCUCUAAAGUUCGUCUCUGUGUGUGGACCCCUAAGCAGGGUGAAAAUCCACUUCUGUGCCUUUAAUUCAACACUUGACUAAAUCAUCAAGGCUCAGCACGGGAUGGCUAAUGUUUCUCCUCCAGAAUAAUGGUCAGGUUUUUGUACUACUUUUAUUUCACCCUUUUAUAGAGUUUUUACAGUUCAUGUUUUAAUAAAAUAGUGGUGUAAUUUUCCUGUGAUGGAGCUUGUCCGACUGUUGGCCAUGUGCUCCAGAGCAUGAUAAUCACAGAACGCAUAAAAAGAUGUGAUAAAAAGGAGUAAAGGACAAGACUUUCAUUAAUGAUGGUGUGUGUAAGAAAACAAAUGAGUUUGUAUUAGUUUCUUUUUAAAAAAAGAAAUAAAAUGGAUAAUUGCAUAAUUGAAAGUUUGAAACUUGUCUUUUUUCUAUCUUGUGCAGUUUUGUGGACAUGUGCUCUUUGAAAUUACUUAAAGAAAUUUAAACCGUUAUAGUUGAGUGUUAUUCCAGCCCUUCAAAGACAAAUCUAUGGAUUUAUCUUGAAAAUCAUUUAUUUAAAUGCAUAGUUCAACUCAAAUAUUUAUAUUCUAAAGAAGGUGUUUUGAGAAAUGUCUCAGUGGUUUACUGUCUAUGGAUGUCAAUGGUGGCCAAUGUUUGUUUGUUACAAAAUUUCUUGAAGAUAUCUUUUGUGUUCUGCAGAAUUAUAGGAC
Triplophysa dalaica is the source of this 5209-nucleotide messenger RNA. It is a transcript of the gene dyrk3, whose product is annotated as dual specificity tyrosine phosphorylation regulated kinase 3. Gene Ontology annotation, molecular function: protein serine/threonine kinase activity; protein serine/threonine/tyrosine kinase activity; ATP binding. Gene Ontology annotation, cellular component: nucleus. The transcript is spliced from 3 exons. Bases 792 to 2519 code for a protein of 575 amino acids. Gene Ontology annotation, biological process: peptidyl-threonine phosphorylation; peptidyl-serine phosphorylation; cytoplasmic stress granule disassembly. NCBI's taxonomy places the organism in Eukaryota, Metazoa, Chordata, Actinopteri, Cypriniformes, Nemacheilidae. The record is from RefSeq and is a predicted model, not a curated record.